UCCAAUUUUCCUUUCAUUUGUGUUCUGCUUCUUCCACUGCAUAAAAACCAACCUGUUCACACAUAUUUUCCAGAUCUCAUUACUGGAGCAGACGAUGUUUGAAACAAAACAAUGCGUCGGCAAACAUGACCAUGACUAUUACCCUAUAAUUAUUUCUUUUGAUUCCUUAGCUCAUCUGAGCCAAUCUUUAAUUUAUUGAACGCUGAAGCCUUCAAAUUCUCGGUUGUUACGACCUCCCUAAACUGUAAUAAAAAUGCAUGCAAAUGUAACUACGGACCGCGGCGGAGGAGGUGGUUCUUGGAGACUACCACCGGAUGAAACUUUGCAAGUGCAGGACCCUAAGCAAAAAGAUCAAGACUUAGAUCUGGAUGAAGGGCAUAAUUGGCGAAGUAUAAUUUUCUCACUACUUGUUAUUAGUUUUGUGAUAGCUGGAAUUAUAACUGCUAUCUAUUUAUUGGGAUAUGUGGAUGAGCUCUUGUAUUGGUCGGGACGCAGAAUGAUUUUAGAUGAGUAUUUGCAGGGAGAAUUAACGCCAACACGAUUACAACCUUCUUGGGUUACAACGCAGAAGUACGUUUUUCAAGCCGAUGAUGGAGGGCUCGCAAUUUUGGAUACAACGAGAAACUCAAUUAAUAUUUUAGUUACAAAUCAUACAAUUCGUCAACUAAAUGUGGGUGGAUACCAAUGUUCUCAAGAUCUUAAGUAUGUUUUAUUCAGACAUAAUGUAAAAAAAAUUUUCCAAAAAUCGUUUACUGCAUUCUACACAAUCUAUGAUGUAGAAAACGACCAUCAUAUGCCUGUAAAGUUAAAAGAUUCAUCAAAGGUACAAAGGACUCGUCUUCAACAUGCUGCCUGGUUAGGCAACACUACUUCCAUUAUAAUCGUAGCUGACAAUGACAUAUUUUUAAGACAAUCGCCUUCCAUGGAAGAAGAUAUUAGAAUAACAACAACAGGACACGAAAACAGUAUUUAUAAUGGAGUUGCAGACUGGCUUUAUCAGGAAGAAAUUUUUGAUAAUCCGGAAGCAAUUUGGUCUUCCGCGGAUGGGACACACUUCAUGUUUGCCUUAUUCAAUGACACCAAGGUUGGAAUGAUGACAUAUCCGUGGCUAGCAUCUGGAGCUAUAAUCGCAGGUAGUGGCAUGACACCAGGGAGUUCGUUUCCUGAGACGAAAAAUGUCCGCUAUCCAACGCCAGGCACUGCCAAUCCAGAAGUACAGCUGUGGAUAAUAGAUAUCACUAAAAUUGGUUCUAUACAAAAAUCUGAAUUAAAACCACCCCCGUCUCUUGAUGGCCAGGAUUAUUACCUUACUUCAGCAGGUUGGGUCUCUGAUAACAAUCUGCAAGUGUCCGUGGUUUAUAUGGUACGAUCCCAAAACUAUAGUAUUAUUGCUACAUGCGCCAAGGAACGAAACUGGACAUGCUCGGAGAUACACUCUGAGCGUGCACCAGAAGAUGAAUGGUUGGAUGUUUUCCCUCAUCCUGUAUUUGCGCCCGAUGGUAAUAGUUUUCUUUUACUUGCAAGUGUUCAAGAAUCUGGUCAUGAUCAUUUUACGCAUAUAAAACACAUCACUAUAACUCAACAAAGGAUUUCAGUGAUAUCCCACGGUCGCUAUGAGGUCUUGAAAAUACUCUGUUGGGAUACAAAAAAUCACAUAGUUUACUAUUUGGGAACUCAAGAUAAAAGGCCUGGACAAAAACAUCUUUACACUGUUAAGGAUCCAGUUCACGAUGACACAAGAAAGACCGAGCCGCAAUGCAUAACAUGUGAUUUGGGCGAGGCUCUUUGGAGUAGCCGAUAUUACUACAUAAACUGCUCGCAUUUUGACGCCUUUAUUACUCCAACCAAUGGAGUUGCUACAAAUAUAGGAAUUGAGUUCUACAUUUUGGAAUGCCAAGGACCGGGUCUUCCUGUGUCAGGAGUGCAUAUGCACAAAACCCACAGCUUAGUGAAAAUCUUAUACGACACCCGGCCAUUCUACACUGAGCGCCUGCAAAAACUGGCAUUGCCGAUACAACGUUCAUUUGAAAUUCCAUUGCCGCACGGAAGUAGAGCCCAAGUACAAUUAUUGCUUCCUCCCAGCUGGCGGGAAGAGUUACGCGAUGCUGCUUUUCCUGUUAUUGUGGAAGUAAAUGGACGACCAGGCUCAGAGUCUGUGUCCGAAAAAUUUAGAAUAGAUUGGGGAACGUACAUGUCAUCGCGAAAUGAUGUUAUAUAUGUACGCUUGGAUGUACGAGGUGCAAAAGGGCAAAGCAAAAAAUCUUUAUAUCGCCAUUUAGGCGGAGUUGAGGUUCAAGAUCAGAUUUCUGUACUAAGAUACCUCUUGGACACUAUUAGUUUCCUAGAUGAAACUAGAGUUGGCAUCUGGGGCUGGGGCUAUGGAGGCUAUGUGACUUCUAUGGUUCUUGGAACUCAACAAGAUGUUUUCAAAUGUGGAAUUGCGAUCUCUCCAAUUGCAGAUUGGCUUUAUUAUAAUUCUGCUUUUACUGAACGCAUACUAGGCUUGCCUGCUGAAAAUUAUAAAGGAUACGUCGAAGCAGAUGCUACUCAACGUGCACGACUCAUUAAGUCCAAUUCAUUUUUCUUAAUACAUGGCUUGGCCGACUCAACCGCACCUUACAUACAUGGUGUUCAGUUAGCCAAAUCAUUGACCGAUGCAAAUAUAUUAUACCGAUAUCAGACUUACGCUGAUGAAGGUCAUGAUCUAAAUGGUGUUCUUGAACAUGUUUACUCGUCAAUGGAAUACUAUUUUUCGGAAUGCUUAAGUUUGGAUCCCGAUGACACUAAGCCAGAUUUGGAACAAAGUAUGGUUCCGGCAGAAUAAUUGUAGAAUGUAUUUGUAUAUAUAGUAGGAUUAAUAAUAUAAGAUUUAAAAAUAUUAUUUGUAAAUCAUGAAUUAUAGUAGCUCUUCCAAAAAGAUAUAGAUAGUCUUGCUGCAAAAAAUGCGAGAAACAAUCCCAUUA
Molecule: messenger RNA, 2963 nt
Organism: Scaptodrosophila lebanonensis
Lineage: Eukaryota; Metazoa; Arthropoda; Insecta; Diptera; Drosophilidae
Product: inactive dipeptidyl peptidase 10
Exons: 13
Coding region: 254-2824 (856 amino acids)
Biological process (GO): proteolysis
Molecular function (GO): dipeptidyl-peptidase activity; serine-type peptidase activity
Source: RefSeq, a predicted model, not a curated record